Molecule: messenger RNA, 1828 nt
Organism: Drosophila ananassae
Lineage: Eukaryota; Metazoa; Arthropoda; Insecta; Diptera; Drosophilidae
Product: G-patch domain and KOW motifs-containing protein
Exons: 3
Coding region: 126-1760 (544 amino acids)
Biological process (GO): mRNA splicing, via spliceosome
Cellular component (GO): spliceosomal complex
Source: RefSeq, a predicted model, not a curated record
GUCCAAAAAGAGCGAGUUGGUAGUUCCGCAGUUCAAAACAGCUGUUGCAUUUUUGUUUACAAACUAUUCAAGCGGCAUUUUCUGCAUUUCACCAUAAAUUGCAGAAAUAAUACUCAGGCUUAGCCAUGGACGCCAAAAAAAUAUCAUUUGGCUUCAGCAAGGUGGCUAAGAAGCCAACCAUACUGCCCAGCAAACAGCCAAAGGAGGAGAAAACGGUGGAACUGAUAAAAUGCUUGGAGGGAAAGGAAAUCAAGCUUGUAAAAGAAAAGGCGGAGGCUGCACCGCUAGUCAUCGAAAUGGUGGGUAGCCAAAAAACAUCUUCGGCUCUGGCGAGUCUGAUGAAGAGACGCGCCGUUCUAUUGGGCGAAGAGGAGCCGGAACCAGAAGACGCCACACCAGCUGCCCAGUCCAUAGCCGAGGUCACUGCUGGAGCCGCCGGCGAGAAUCUGGAGCAACGUGCUGCUAGAGAAUUGCUUGCCGCUGCUCAAAGCAACCCUGGGGAACGCUUAGAUGGGCAGAAACUUGUACUACCAACUAUGACAGCAGACGAACUACCUCUGGAUGGCGCCAAAGAAGCCACGCUCGAUGACUAUGAUGCAGUGCCCAUCCAGCAUUUUGGUUUAGCCAUGUUGCGGGGAAUGGGAUGGGUGGAUCCCCCGCCAAAAAAGAAAGGUUUCGGGCCUGUGGAUGAUGCGCCAUUCUUGCGGCCCAAGGGCAUGGGGCUGGGUGCUGACAAGGCUUUGAAACCCAAGGCACUGUUGGUGCAGCCGGAGAAGAACGAGGUUCUGGAGAUCAAGAAGCAAGCAUAUGUGCGAAUCCUCGGCGGAAAACAGAAGGACCAGUAUGGCCAAAUCGAGGGCUUUGAUGACCAUGCCGGGAGAGUAAUUGUGAAAAUGGCUAUUGGGGGAGCCAAGGAAGCGUUCAAUGAGUUCCUAUGUCAGCCCGUUUCCCGCAAGGAAUAUACACAGUACGGCAAGUGCAUAAACACGGCCAAAUACGAAGAGUUUAAAAAGCAGGAGAAUGAGCAUGGGCAGAUAAUAAUUAAGGAUGAGAAAUCGUCGGAUAGAAGGGACAGGGAUCGCAAGGAGGAAAACAAAUCCCAUCGAGAUGACGAUAGAGAUCGAAAGAGUUAUAAGAAUGAGGAAUCUAGAUCCUAUAAGGAAGAGGACCGUCGGAGGUACAAGGAUGAAGAUCGAAAACAUUACAAGGACGAGGAUAGAAAAUCCAGCCGAGAAGAAGAUCGAAAACCAUAUAGAGAGAACGAUAGAAAGCCAUAUAGAGAAGAGGACCGAAAACUCUAUAAAUCAGAAAACCGUAGCGAAAGAACAUACAAAGAUGAGACUAAAACUUCAAGAGAAGAGCAACGAGACAAGCAGAAAUAUACUCAAGACUCCCGAGGCAGCAGCUCUUCCACGUCGAAGCGAGAAGACCGACGACGUUCGCCCAGCCCUAGAAGCAGUAGACGCCCAAAAAGCAGCUCAGACGAGGCGGAGGACACCGGCGAUUCCACUGAAAGUGACUCCGACUCUGCGUAUGAACGCCAAAAGCAUAAAAAGUCCUCAAGUAGAAAGUCAAGAAAACACUCAAAGAAGUCAAAGAGCAAAUCACGGCGGGCGGACAGAGAUUCCAGCUUAGAGAGCGAGGACAGCCGAGAUGACGACCAUCGUCGUCGCCAUUCCAGCAAGCACAAAAAGAAAACAAAGAAGAGCAAGCACGCCAGGUCACGAUCUCGGUCGCGAUCCCGGGGCAGGGGCAGAUAGUUAAUACUUGGAUAUUUUAUCUAUUCAGUUGAAAUCUUUUAUUUAAAUAUAGUCCAUUAAACGCUUAA